CCAGUGUGGGAGGAGAGGCCGGCAGAAAAAGGGUUAACCUGGCCUCUCGGAGGGAGGCCGUCCAGCAGAGGGAGGCUGCCAGCCCCGGAGCCCAUGGGCGGCCCAGCCCGGAGCUGGCAGAUAUAAAGGCUGCUCCCAGCUGCAGCGGCGACGCUUCGGCUUCUGUGACGACAGGCACUCCGCUUCCACGCGUGCAGCCAGUGGCCGAGCACAGCCCCGAGGCCGGCCAGGAGCCCGGAGGACGGGGUCUGCUCAGAGGGGCACAGGCGGGGCGCCGGCUGUGGCACAGACAGUAGUUUUCCUAAGACUUCCAAACCCGUCUCCACAUUACCUCACGAGCCAGCCAUUCGCCAUCACAGAGGCUCAGGGGCGAGGCUGACUCACGGCCGUCCGCAGCAGGGAGCCCCCGGGGAGGCGCCUGCUCCUCUGCCUCAGCUCAGUGCCUACGUCUCUGUCCUCCCAGAAGACACACCUGAGGAGCCUUCCCGCCCACAGGGCACCUGGCCGCAGAAUGAAGGGUGCAGGGUGCACGGCGCCCCUCUGCUCCCAGGUGCCCGCAGGAGCGGGUCGUGCAGAGCCCGCGCAGCCCUCCUCCUGCAGAGCAGACCCCCGCCGCCCGGCUCCUGCUGAUGAGUGACCGUCGCCCGGCUCACUUCUGAGGACAGACCUUUCUCUCUGAGAUGGAUUUGCUGUUUAACACGGGUUUUCCAGAGCCUGGCGGCACAGCCUGAAGCCGCACACGGUGGAGGUGUGAGCAUGACUUCCCGAGCGCCUGUCUCUGGCAUGGAGACCGACCCCGGAGCCUUCGACGGCACCCCCGUGGCGCUCAACCUGUCCCGCGCGCUGGCCGGCAGGGCGCUGGCCAACCAGACGGGGGGGUUGGCGGCGCCCCCGCCCCCGCAGUACGCCGUGGGGCUCUUCCUCUCCUGCCUCUACACCGUCUUCCUCUUCCCCGUCGGCUUCGUGGGGAACAUCCUGAUCCUGGUGGUGAACCUCAGCGCCCGGGACCGGAUGAGCAUCCCCGACCUGUACUUCAUCAACCUGGCGGCGGCCGACCUCAUCCUGGUGGCCGACUCGCUCAUCGAGGUGUUCAACCUGGACGAGCAGUACUACGACAUCGCCGUGCUCUGCACCUUCAUGUCGCUCUUCCUGCAGAUCAACAUGUACAGCAGCGUCUUCUUCCUCACCUGGAUGAGCUUCGACCGCUACCUGGCGCUGGCCCAGGCCAUGCGCUGCGGCCUGUUCCGCACCAAGCACCACGCCCGGCUCAGCUGCGGCCUCAUCUGGAUGGCCUCCGUGUCCGCCACGCUGGUGCCCUUCACCGCCGCGCACCUGCAGCACUCCGGGGACGCCUGCUUCUGCUUUGCCGACGCCAAGGAGAUCCAGUGGCUGGAGGUCACCUUGGGCUUCAUCAUCCCCUUUGCCGUCAUUGGCCUCUGCUACUCGCUCAUCGCCCGGGUGCUCAUCAAGGCCCACCGGCGCCGGGGCCUGCGCCCGCGCCGGCAGAAGGCGCUCCGGAUGAUCGUGGCCGUGGUCCUGGUCUUCUUCGUCUGCUGGCUGCCCGAGAACGUGUUCAUCAGCGUGCACCUCCUGCAGCAGGCGCAGCCCGGCGCCGAGCCCUGCCAGCAGUCUUUCCGCCACGCCUACCCGCUCACCGGCCACAUCGUCAACCUCGCAGCUUUCUCCAACAGCUGCCUGAACCCCCUCAUCUACAGCUUCCUGGGGGAGACCUUCCGAGACAAACUGCGGCUGUACCUGGAGCAGAGAGCGAGCGUGUCGGCCCUGAAUCGCUUCUGCCACGCGGCCCUGAAGGCCGUCCUCCCGGACGCCGAGCAGCCGGAGGUGCGGUUCAGCAGCGUGGCGUGACGGUGGCUGCUCCCGCAGACUCAGCACCACCCGGACGGGGUCAGGGCCUGUCGGGCCUCUCCAGCUGAGUGCUGCCCCCCUCGGGCUCUCAGGCUCCCGCACCCGCCGCUGCUGCCUGUGCUGUAGAGCUGUGCCACCACGUGCUCCGAUGGCAGUCUUGCAUGGCCAACGGCAGGGGACUCACGGCCCUCUCUGUGCAGACUGUCUCGCGGCAGCAUGGAGGGCCUGGUGGAGUGCCUCGUGUCAGUAGCUCGCCAGGAGUCUGCCCUCGGGGGAAACAGAGCCGAGGCUGCUCUGAGCUGGUAAGGCCCUGUGCCCCCACCCCGCCCCGGCCCCAUGGCCGUACUCUGCGUGCGCACCCAGUGCCCUUGGUCCCCAGGCGAGUGAGUGACACCUCCGCUCUCUUCCAUCCCACCUGGACGCAGCGUCUCUGAGGGCGGCUCUGGCACGGGCGCGACGCUCCAGCUCGCGGGGACAGUGAGAACAGUUCUGGAAAACGUAAAGAGGCGACACCGGUGGUGGCCAGCGCUGCUCGGCUGUGCUGUGCCUCCAGGUUCUCCAAGCAGCGCCCUCCGGGGGCAGGGGCUCAGAGACCCACAAAGCCCCCGGCCGAUGCGGCUCCUCACCCACGUGAGCUCUGAGAGGCCAACAUCUCAACGCAGCUCCUGGCACAGCGGCACCUCUGGGGGUCUGACCCCUGCUGCACCAUCCUUGAGCAGAAUGUUCCCCGCGCCUCACUCUUCUAGAAGGUUCUGGCUGCCAGCACAAGCACAACCCACAGCCCUGCAGGGACAGCUGCAGCUCCGGGUGGGUAGUCAGCGAGCCCGCAGGCGGGGUCCCCAGAAGUAGGCAGGCCUGUCCAUCAGGGGGACGGGCCCAGGGACAGCAGUGGGGCCCCCACAGGCUGCACUGGACGCACCGAAUCAGCACCAGCCUCCGGGCGGGCAGGGGAGUGUGUGCUCACACCUGCGGCUUAGCUGUCACACACCCAGAAAAUGUCGCCUCUUCCACGAAUCUGAUUUCUGCUGCUGACCAGGGGUGCGGUCCCGCCUGGGAAUACGAGCUUAAAGCCAAGGGGUCGUAGGCCACCAGACUGACUGACCCUAAGGGUCCUCCAGGGUGGCCUCCACCCAGAGCUCAUCGCAGGACUCCAGCUGCGACUCGAGGUGACUGGAGCCCUGGGGUGCAGGGUCCUUGCACACAGAGCCUGUGCGCCCCCAAGCCCUGCACAACCAUGAAUGAGCUGGUCCUGAGCCAUGUCUGCCCUGCGUCUCCUGGGAGGAUGGCUGUCCGAGCCGUGGUUCCCAGGGCCCUGCACUGGCUCUGGAGGAAGCCAGCUGCGGGGACCCGUCUCGCUGAGCCGCCACCUGGACCCAGGUGAGUCGCCCCGUCCCCAGGAGACCUGGGUCCUCCAGGGAAGUCACCGCUUCAACCAGCAAGUCGGGGGCAUCCUCCGGAGACCAAGUCCACACAGAACACGCCGUCCCUGGCCAACGACGUGGCAUUUUUCUCCGCUGACUCAGAAACUCAAAUGGCCAGGAACGGAGAAACCCCAGCAGGCCCUGUCUCCGAGGGCACGUCUCCUCGUGCAGCUCCUUCCGAGGAACGCAGUUAAUGCGAAAGGUCCUCCUCGCCGCCCAGCGCCCGGCUGCCCGAGGGCAGACUCCUCAGGGCUCCCGUCCCUUUCUGAGUCCCCGGAGUCUCACAAUUCCACCCCCACCCGACCCCAGGCGAUGGCGGCUCGGACAACACAUGUCCAAUCCCCCUAAAAGGAUGGACUCCCGCCCUGGCUGGUGUGGCUCAGUGGACAGAGCGUUGGCUCCGUGUUCAAUUCUGGUCAAAGGCACAUGCC
This is a messenger RNA of Pipistrellus kuhlii (Kuhl's pipistrelle), 3718 nucleotides long. RefSeq names its product G protein-coupled estrogen receptor 1 (gene GPER1). Gene Ontology annotation, molecular function: G protein-coupled receptor activity. The record is from RefSeq and is a predicted model, not a curated record. Gene Ontology annotation, biological process: G protein-coupled receptor signaling pathway. Lineage: Eukaryota; Metazoa; Chordata; Mammalia; Chiroptera; Vespertilionidae. The coding region runs from base 757 to 1866 and encodes 369 amino acids. The transcript has 2 exons. Gene Ontology annotation, cellular component: membrane.